AUGACAAUUAAAGGUGGCACAAGCCAAGCCUGCGCUGCUUGCAAAUACCAGCGUCGCCGGUGCUCGAAAGACUGUGCCUUAGCCCCUUAUUUUCCAGCCGAUCAACCGAAGAUGUUUCAAAAUGCUCACCGUCUCUUCGGCGUCUGCAAUAUAAUGAAGAUUCUUAAACAAGUUCAUCCGUCGCAGAAAGACGAAACAAUGACUUCAAUCAUCUACGAAUCAAACAUGCGUUCUAGGUUUCCGGUUCAUGGGUGUUGUGGUGUCAUAUGGCAAUUACAUUAUCAAAUACAACAAGUGGCCGAAGAGCUUCGACUAGUUAGAAGUAGAGUAGAUAUGGUGAAAGAACAGUUUAAUCAAAUGAACAAUAUCGGGAUCAGCGAAACGGCCGGAGUUGUAGGUAAUAACGACGUCGCUUAUCCGAUUUAUACACAACAACCGCAACAACAACAGUAUAAUUCACAACAACAACAGUAUAAUUCAGCGUCACUUGUAAAUCAAGGAACAGAUGCGAGUGAUUUAUUAUUUGGAAAUUUGAACAUGAAUAAUGGGGGAAUUUAUGUUGAUAACGAUGAUAAUAAUGGAUUGAUGUUGAAGGAGUUGAGAAUUCAACAACAUUACAAUGAUAAUUAUGGGAUUAAUAUGAGUAAUGUUGAUACAAUGGUGAUGCAAUCUAGUUUGAUACCUGGAGUCCAAGCUUACCCCUUGCAACAAGAGAUGGAAAUCUCUCAUGGGUAUGAUGAUCAAAUUGCUUUUGACACAAUUGCUGAUGAUCGUCAAUCAUAUAUUGAAUCUAAAGAAGCAUGCGACUCUAGAGCAGAUGUGAUUGCAUAUAGCACUAAGGAUGUCAACAACAUUUGUCCGUCCUGUGAGGUCCUUUGCUUUGCUCCAAAAAGAUUUGACAAGGGAGCAAUGAAGGAAGAUGUCAUCUAUGGUCUCACUGCUAUUUUUGCAUAA
Cucumis sativus (cucumber) is the source of this 954-nucleotide messenger RNA. Its product is annotated as LOB domain-containing protein 27-like. The transcript has 2 exons. The record is from RefSeq and is a predicted model, not a curated record. The coding region runs from base 1 to 954 and encodes 317 amino acids. NCBI's taxonomy places the organism in Eukaryota, Viridiplantae, Streptophyta, Magnoliopsida, Cucurbitales, Cucurbitaceae.